Closterium sp. NIES-65 is the source of this 3945-nucleotide messenger RNA. The record is from the annotation of a GenBank genome assembly. Lineage: Eukaryota; Viridiplantae; Streptophyta; Zygnematophyceae; Desmidiales; Closteriaceae.
AUGAGGCGAAGGCACCAUCUGUCUGACCCCAGUAAGGUGGCUGGCGGGGCGGGCAGGAAAGGCAAUAGUCGUGCAGGGGAAGGCGCUGGGGCAACAGGGGAUAGUGCUGGUGCAGCAGGGGGAGAUUUAAGGGGGGGAAACAGUGGCGGUGUGCAGACAGGCGGCGGCAACCCCAAGGCUGCUCGGUUCACGAAUGAGGAUCUGCUAGAUGCCAUGGAUAUGCUGGUGAGUGACGUGGCUAUGCUGGUGAGUGACGUGGAUAUGCUGGUGAGUGCCAAGUUUCGCCCGCAAGGCCAAGCGCAACGUGCCAGCAGCCCUGCAGCAGUUACAGCACAUGGCUGCCCUCCUGCCGCCCCUCCUUCACCUCCCUUCAUGACUCUCCCCAACCCCGUCCCCAACCCCCUCCUCAGUUUACUCGCAAGGCCAAGCGCAACAUGCCAGGAGCCAUUAAGCACAUCCAUUAAGCAGCUGAAACACGUGGCCGCCCUCCUGCCCCUCUCCCUGAAUCCCCUUCAUGACUUCCUGCACCUACCACCGUCCCCACCAACUCCCCUCCCUCCUAAGUUCGCCCGCAAGGCCAAGCGCAACGUGCCAGCAGCCAUUGAGCAGUUGAAGCCCAUGGCCGCCCUCCUGCGCUCCUGCCCUUAUCGCGCUUGCCUCCCUUCUUCUCCUCCAUCCCCCCUAUCCCCCCACCUCUCCACCCCCCUUGCAGUUCGUUCGCAAGGCCAAGCGCAACAAACUGGGUUGGGGCAUCUGGAACAGGAGGGGGGAAUGGGCGGGGGAGGGGGAGGGCAAGUAGGAGGGGCAGUGGCAGGGGAAGGGGGAGGGGCAGCGGCCGGGGGAGGAGCAGAUGCAGGGCAGGAGGGGAGGGGUACGGCAGAGGGUGGGGCGGUGCAGGAGGGGAGGGUUGCGGCAGGGGAUGAGGCAGUGCAGGAGAGCAGCCUUCUACGAGGGAUUGCAGAUGCAGACGCUGCCUGGCGAUCUGAUGCUCUGAGAGUGCUGAAGGAAGAUGAUGAGGCGGCAGUGCAGGCAGGGGGGGUUACAGCAGAGGCCGGGGCAGUGCAGGCAGGGACUCAGGCUACAGCAGAGGGCGGGGUGGUGCAGGAGAGCAGCCUUUCACAAGGGAUCGCAGAUGCAGACGCUGCCUGGCGGGCUGAUGCUCUGAGAGCACUGAAGGAAGAUGAUGAGGGGGAUGAGAGAGAUGAGGGAGAUGAGGGAGAUGAGGAAUAUGAAGAGGAGGAAGAGAGUGAGGAGGAGAUUGAGGAGGAGGAGGAAGGGGCAGAAAGGGGUGAAAGGGGGAUGGGGCAGGAGGAGAGGGUGUCGUUGGGAUCGAGACGGGGAGAAGAGAGCGAGGGGAAAGGGGGAGAUGAGGGGGUGAGUGAGGAGGAGGUGGUGGUGGCGAGUGAUGCGGCUUUCCUGCUGGCUGUGAUGGCUGCUACAGGAUUCGCAGGGGAGGAGGUCUACCCGAGGAAUGAAACUCUGGCGCUGCACUUCCUGCGUCUGGCAGCAGAGACAGGCUCCAUGCAGGCCAUGGCUGCACUCGCCAGCCGCUUCCUCUACGGCCGUGGAGUUCCCACUGACUGUGAGGCAUCACUAGCCUACUAUCGCAGCACAGCAGCAGACCUGUCAGCAGCAGCAGAGGCAUCAGGCGACCAGCAGCUGCCCAAGGACCCCGUGCGUCUGAGGGACUGGUUCCGCGACGGGGGGUUCCAGCCUCAGGCGUUCGACGAUGACCAUGCGGAGCAGGUGGAGUUUGAGCAAGACCUGGCAGAGCGAGGGGUGCCGGAAUCCCUUCGACUAAUGGGAUUUCGCCACCUCAUCGGCCAAGGGAUUCCCCGCAACCCCCAGGAAGCCCUUCGUCACUUCCAAUUGGCCGCUGCUGCUGGUGAUGACGUGGCAGCCUUCAACCUCGGCUACAUGCACAUGACCGGGGCAGGCGGGGCAGUCCCGAAGAACUUCACUGCUGCCCGAAAAUAUUUUCUGCAGGCGGCGUCGGGCAGGAACAAACUUGCAGCUGCCCAGAACGGGCUGGGAGUCCUGCAUCAAAACGGAUGGGGGGUAAAGCAAGACUUGAUCCUCGCUCGUGAUUUUUUCAUGAAAGCAGCAGAGAGAAACGACUCGGACGCCCUUUCAAACUUAGGGUAUAUUCACUUCGACGGGCUGGGUGUACCUGCGAAUGCAACCACAGCGGUGGGUUACUUUGAGAGGGCCAUGGAUGCAGGGCAGUGGAGUGCCCCCUAUACCCUGGCUAGGAUUCUUGACGGAUCGUUGGUUUCUGCUUCUGCUGCUUACUCUGCUGCUGUUGCUGCUGCUGGUGGUGCUGCUGAUUCUGGCGCUGCUACAGUUCCCCGGAACUGUUCCCGGGCGGCGAAGCUGUAUGGCAUUUUUGUCUCGGAGCGCAUUGGGUGGGCGGCGGAGCUGAAGGAGGCUGCUGCAGCGUAUGAGGAUGGGGAUUGGUGGAGCGGUUUGGUGCGGUACGGAAUGGUGGCAGAGGAGGGGAGCAAAGUGGCAGCAGAGAAUGCUGCCCAAAUGCUAAUGCGCAGUCAGGGUUACUCAGCCUCGGAUCGCUAUUCGUUGGCGCUAGACCACGCAAUGAGGGCGGUGCACAUCGGGUCAGCACCGGCCAUGGUGGAUGCGGCUCUCCUCAUGCUCAUCCAUCACCUGCCCUCGCUGCUGCCGCUCCCACCGCCACCGUCACUUUCCACCGUUGAUCCACACCUUUCCGCACAGUCAAUCCCAGCCCUUGAUCCGCACCAUCCUGCACAGUCACUCCCAGCCGUUGAUCAAAACUCCACGACAGCACAGCCGGUUACCAGUGCCCGAGAUUCUCUCCCCUGCGACCCCCUGUCUCUGCUGCAGCGGGCAGCAGACCUGCACGAGCCAGAGGCGCUUUUCCACCUCGCCUACCUCCAUAUAGUGGGCCUCGAUAACAGCACAGCACCUGGUGCGAUGUCGUUCGUUAGUGCAAUCGUGUCAGCGCUGAGUCGCGCUGCGUCAACGGUGAUGCAGUCCAUCUCAGCGGCCUCGCAGUGGUGGCUGGAUUUCGAGGACUAUGUGUUUGGGGAGCUGGAAAACUUGCUUUUCCCUGAGGAUGGCAACAGCUAUGUGUCGCCGUCAAGCCUCCUCCCUCCCUUGCCUGGCAGAGUCCAGGCACUUGAUGGGUUCAGCUCCCUCCUCCCCCUUCCUCCCCCUUCCUCCCCCUUCCUCCCCCUUCCUCCCCCUUCCUCCCCCUUCCUCCCCCUUCCUCCCCCUUCCUCCCCCUUCCUCCCCCUUCCUCCCCCUUCCUCCCCCUUCCUCCCCCUUCCUCCCCCUCCUCCCCCUCCUCCCCCUUCCUCCCUCCUCCUCCCCCCUCCUCCCCCCUCAUCCCCCCUCCUCAUCCCCCCUCCUCCCCCCUCCUCCCCCCUCCGCCCCCCACCUCCGUCAGUACAACACACGCAUCUGUGCUUCCAGCCUCUCCGGCUCACUCUCUUCUUUCACGUGGGUGCCCUGAGAGCCACCCACGUCUAUCCCAGCCCAGUCAGCAACAACCACUGCCUUCCCUCUCUGCACUCCCUAUCCCCACAGUGCUACACAGCUCUGUCCCUCAACCUGUCAGGUUCACUCCCUUGCUUCCUCACCCUAAGUGCCGGUCAGCAACCUCUGCAGCCUCCCACCCUCAGUUCCUCUCUUCAAUAUACCCACUUCUGCACACCCCCCACCCACCCACCCCUCUCCCUUCUUCCUCAUUCCCAGUACUACGUGCCUCUGUGCCUCAACCUCUCGGGUUCAGUCCUAUUCUUCCUCACCCUAAGGGGCGUGCACGUCUCUGUGGCAGUGCCAGUUAGCAACGGUGCCACCUUUGCCUUCAACGCAGCAGCAGGCUAUGCGUUCGGGGAGAAAAUACAGCCAGCGUUGGCAUUAGGGGGUGUAUCGUUGGCUGUACUUGGAAUUGCGUUGUGUGUAUAG